Molecule: messenger RNA, 1645 nt
Organism: Xiphias gladius (swordfish)
Lineage: Eukaryota; Metazoa; Chordata; Actinopteri; Istiophoriformes; Xiphiidae
Product: protein-lysine 6-oxidase
Exons: 7
Coding region: 1-1161 (386 amino acids)
Biological process (GO): peptidyl-lysine oxidation
Molecular function (GO): copper ion binding; protein-lysine 6-oxidase activity
Source: RefSeq, a predicted model, not a curated record
AUGAAGGAACUCUCCCCCGAGGCCUUGUUGCUGUCUUUUGCACAUUUAUGUUUCCUCUGUGGUUUUCUGGGUGAAGCUCGCGCUCAGGAGGCAGCCGGCGGUGAGGACGCGCUCCGGCGGGGGUUGACAUGGCAACAUAACGGGCAGGUCUUCAGCAUCCUGAGCCGCGGCUCUCAGUACCGGCCGUCGAGCAGGAGGCAAAGCGGGUCACCUAGCCGCGGCGGCCCCGUGGUGGUCGUCAGCGGCGGGAACGACACGGUCCCCGCCGCGCCCCGCGGCUCCCCGCGGGUCCCCGCAGCCAGCGGCACCGCGCAAUUACGCGCGGUGACGCGUCAGCAGCAGCGGCCGUUGCCGCCGCCGCCGCCCGCCGGCGAAGGUGACUCUGCCCCGGUGAGACGGGAGGACAUGAUGGUCGGAGACGAUCCGUACAACCCCUACAAGGCUUCCAACUAUUAUCCCUACUACAACUACUACAACUCGUACUACAGACCCAGACCCAGGAGUCGGCCCCGGCACGGAUACGGCACCAGCUACCACCAGCACGGUCUCCCCGACCUGGUUCCCGACCCCUACUACAUCCAGAUCGCCACCUACGUCCAGAGAAUGCCCAUGUACAGCCUGCGCUGUGCUGCUGAGGAGAACUGCCUGGCCUCUUCCUCUGCUCAUGCUCAGGAUUAUGACACCAGGGUGCUGUUGCGGUUUCCCCAGAGGGUGAAGAACCAGGGAACGGCCGACUUCCUGCCCAGCAAACCCCGAUACGCCUGGGAGUGGCACAGCUGUCACAAUCACUUCCACAGCAUGGACGAGUUCAGCCUGUACGAGCUGCUGGACGUCCAGACUCAGAGACAGGUCGCCGAGGGCCACAAGGCCAGCUUCUGCCUGGAGGACACUUCCUGCGACCCGGGAUAUUACCGCCGCUUCGCCUGCACCUCGCACACUCAGGGUCUGAGUCCGGGUUGUUAUGACACCUACAACGCCGACAUCGACUGUCAGUGGAUCGACAUCACCGACGUCUCACCUGGAAAAUACAUCCUCAAGGUGUCCGUAAACCCCAAGCAGCAGGUUCCAGAGUCCAACUUUAACAACAACGUGGUUCGUUGUGACGUCCACUACACCGGCACCGCUGCCCACGUCUCCGGAUGCACCACGACGGACCACUGAGAUGAAUUCUCCGACACGAGCCUGAAGGUGGACGUAGACGGAGGAGACGGGUGGAGCUACGCGGGAGUAAAUAUUACAGUUAGUCUGUGUACAUGUGAUGCUAAUAACUCAAUUAUAACCUCGUUAUCGAAGCUGUCAUUCAACCGCCUGGAGCAGGGAGCGUGGUCUGAUCAAUGGGGUCAGCUUACUCUCCGAGACAUUUCUAAAACCACUAUGGCGGAUGGCCACUUGAAAAAUGGAUCCAAAGUGGGAGGCGUUCAUGCACUAGAGGUGGAAAAACACUCGGUCCAUUCUUUCCACUUCUGGGCUUCAGUGCAGCUCUGGCUCUUCACUGUAUUUACAUACACACCUACAUUUAUCUGAUAGCUGCAGUUACUGGUCUGUUGUUUUAUGUUUACUGUGCAGAUUUAGUUUCGAUAUCUAACGUAAGACUCUCUGAGACAAGCUCAUUUUUGGACAAGAGGUUUUACCGUUGUGAUGAGAA